AAGAGUCACCGCCGAAAGUGGCGUUUGAUCUCCUCUCCAGAGUUCCCAUAAAGAUCUCUCCUUUGUCUUCAGUAAAACCCUGCCAGAGGGAUUCUGCGGAAGGGGUGAGCCGAAAGGAGCGAUCUUGGGAUGGCGAGUUGGGCCAUAUCUUCCGGAUACGGUGGCUUCAGACCCCUUCCCGCCGCCUUCCGUCGUUCCGGAUCCGGCCUCCGAUACCCCGUUGGUAUCACGCCUUUGAGAAGCGUCUCCGGCGGUGACGGAUUGCCCGGCUCCUUCCGCCCCGUGGGGCUUGGCCGCCUUAGCGGAUGGGCGUUGGGGGUGAGCGCGCCGGCGAGGGUGCUGACCUUGAAUGAGGCAGCGGCGAACGGGGAACCUAGGGACGAGGGUGCGGGAAAGGCGGAAGCCUUCGAUCCCGGGAUGCCGCCUCCGUUCGGGCUGACGGAAAUCCGAGCCGCCAUUCCGAAGCACUGCUGGGUAAAGGAUCCAUGGAGGUCGAUGAGCUACGUGGUCCGCGACGUCGUCGUCGUGCUCGGGCUCGCCGUGGCGGCGGCGCGGCUCGACAACUGGAUCAUGUGGCCACUCUAUUGGGUGGCGCAGGGAACCAUGUUCUGGGCCCUCUUCGUUCUCGGCCACGAUUGUGGCCAUGGGAGUUUUUCUAACAAUCCGAAGCUGAAUAGUUUUGUCGGCCACCUACUCCACUCUUCCAUUCUCGUGCCUUACCAUGGAUGGAGAAUUAGUCACAGAACUCAUCACCAGAGCCAUGGGCAUGUUGAGAAGGAUGAAUCCUGGCACCCGUUGUCCGAAAAAGUGUACAAGAGUUUGGACACUCUAGUUCGGGCGCUACGGUUCACAAUGCCAUUCCCUUUGUUAGCUUUCCCAUUGUACUUGUUUGCAAGGACUCCAGGGAAGAGUGGCACACACUUCCAUCCAAGCAGUGGUCUCUUCCUUCCUAGUGAAAAGAAGGAUGUUAUAACAUCAACUGCUUGCUGGAUUGCCAUGGUAGGGUUGCUUGUAGGGUUGACUUGUUUCAUAAGCCCCAUUAAGAUGUUAAAACUUUAUGGAAUCCCCUAUGUGUUCUUUGUUAUGUGGUUGGAUUUUGUCACAUACUUGCAUCACCAUGGACACGAAGACAAGCUUCCUUGGUACCGUUCAAAGGAAUGGAGUUAUCUUAGAGGCGGUUUGACGACAUUAGAUAGGGAUUAUGGAUGGUUUAACAACGUCCACCAUGAUAUUGGGACUCAUGUCAUACAUCAUCUCUUCCCCCAGAUACCGCAUUACCAUCUCGUUGAAGCUACUGAAGCAGCUAAACCAGUGCUUGGAAAAUACUAUAGGGAACCAAAAAAAUCUGGGCCUUUGCCGCUCCAUUUGUUCAGAGUCUUAGCAAGAAGUCUGAAUAAUGAUCGCUUCGUACCUGAUACUGGAGAUGUCGUGUAUUAUCAGACAGAUGAUCGAUCACGCAGUUCUUGAGAAAUUGAGUUGUGAUAGAAGCAUUUUGGGAUGAACCACAAGCUCUAUAUCGCAUAAAAGUUAGAUUCUUUGUUCAUGGUUUCAUAUUCAUGGAAGAUAUUGCUCUUGGUAACGUGGGGGCUGACAAGAAAAAGGUUCCCCCUGUUUAGUAUUCGUCAACAUAUAUAGAGAUUGUAUCAGAAAUAGUUAUGCAUGAAUAAUAUAGAAGCAAAGAUAUUUUGCUCUCUUUGCCUUUGGUGUUCCAUGAAA
This is a messenger RNA of Zingiber officinale, 1716 nucleotides long. Its product is annotated as omega-3 fatty acid desaturase, chloroplastic-like. The record is from RefSeq and is a predicted model, not a curated record. Gene Ontology annotation, molecular function: oxidoreductase activity, acting on paired donors, with oxidation of a pair of donors resulting in the reduction of molecular oxygen to two molecules of water. Gene Ontology annotation, biological process: lipid metabolic process. The coding region runs from base 130 to 1467 and encodes 445 amino acids. Lineage: Eukaryota; Viridiplantae; Streptophyta; Magnoliopsida; Zingiberales; Zingiberaceae. The transcript is spliced from 8 exons.